AUUUAUUACUGCUAGUUCUUUGUGCACACAUAUAUAUAAGCUCAGGGAGUCACAGCCGACAGCUGAGAGCAAGCUGUAGCUUUGUUUUGUAUAUAUAGUUAAAGCUCCCUGCAUAGAUUUUGAUGGAGAUGGGGUUUCUGAGGAAUUGGUUCAAAUGGUCGCAGCUAGUUUUAGCUAUGGUGGUGGUGCAGAUGUUUGUAGCAGGGAUGAACUUGCUUUCCAAAGUGAUUCUGAGUGAGGGAAGCUUCAUUUUUGCACUCAUGGCAUACCGGCAUGUUGUUGCGGCUAUAUGUGUUGCUCCUUUUGCCCUUUGUUUCGAAAGGAUCAAGGAACAUAAGUUAGGUUGGUCAGUUUGGUUCUGGCUCUUUGUCAAUGCCUUAACUGGGAUAACCGCAGCAAUGGCAUUGUUUUACUAUGGCCUCCGAGACACCACGGCUACAUAUGCUGCCAACUUCCUCAACUUAAUUCCCAUAGCCACCUUUGUCCUCUCUACCAUCACAGGAACAGAGAAACUGAAUCUGAAAAUAAGAGCAGGGAAGAUUAAGUGUCUAGGGGUGAUAGUAUGUGUUGGGGGAGCCAUAACUACUAGCUUUUACAAGGGCAAAGCAUUUUACUUGAUUCAUCAUAGUAAUAAUCACCAUCACAUCACUGUCGAUACAACAUAUGCUCAUUGGACUCGCGGCACUGUCCUGCUCGUUUGUAGCUGCCUCUCCUAUUCUACGUGGUUCAUCGGGCAGGUUAAAUUGCUCAAACUAUUUCCACUGAAAUAUUGGGCAACAAUGUUAAUCUGCAUCAUGGCAGCCUUGCAAUCAACAGUCAUAGGCUUAUGUUUAGACACAAGUACAGCUUCGUGGAGAAUAGGGUGGGAUCUGCAACUAGUUACUAUACUUUAUUCGGGAGCACUAGCAACAGCUGCAACAUUCUGCUUACUUUCAUGGGCAAUCUCAGUCCAAGGACCUCUCUAUCCUCCUAUGUUCAAUCCAUUGUCUCUCAUUUUUGUGGCAAUAUCAGGAGCUCUCAUACUCGGUGAAGAGAUUAGAAUGGGAACCUUGCUGGGCAUGUUUAUGAUCAUAGUAGGGUUGUACUCAUUUUUGAUGGGUAAACGAAAGGAGACAAAAAGGGUGUCUUUGCCGGAACAAGUAAAAACAAAUGCCGAACUCACAGGGUCUCAGUUGACAGCUGCAGUUGUGCCAACUACUUCACCAGAUAACUGUCACAUCUGCCCUGACAUUGCUGUUGAUGUUGAUCAUGAAGAUGGUUUAAACAAAACCACAGUAAAUCCUAGAGGGCUUGAGGCUAAGGAAAUAACUAUGCUUAUGCUUUGAUUUUGAACAAAGGCAAAAGUCGUUUUCUAGCUUUCAUAAUGUAAUUUUUUCAUUUAAA
Fragaria vesca subsp. vesca is the source of this 1383-nucleotide messenger RNA. Its product is annotated as auxin-induced protein 5NG4-like. Bases 123 to 1325 code for a protein of 400 amino acids. Gene Ontology annotation, cellular component: plasma membrane. The transcript is spliced from 7 exons. The record is from RefSeq and is a predicted model, not a curated record. NCBI's taxonomy places the organism in Eukaryota, Viridiplantae, Streptophyta, Magnoliopsida, Rosales, Rosaceae. Gene Ontology annotation, molecular function: transmembrane transporter activity.